AUGUCCCACACCCACUCUUCCACCUCAAUGUCCCAAUACGCAUCACCAUCGUCGAGUUCACUCGCAUCCAACUCCACGGCAUCCGGUUCUUCCUCCAUCUCCUCCCAUACCAGCACGGCUCCCUCUUGUCCAUCACACCCUCGGGGUCCCUUCCGCAAAUCUAACGGAACCCAGCAUCCUCUCGCCAUGGUCUCAACAAUCGAAUCCGACCGUGAAUCCACAGCCACAACCACCACAACAGAGGUGUUUGACGGAAUGAAAUUUGAGAUCCUCAACAGUGGCAGAAGCGCAUAUCCCUAUGCUCAGCAGGAACAAACAACUAUUUCAACACAGGCAGCAACUCAUGUCAACCCUGCUCUCACUGGUGCCGGUGAGGGAGACUUUGCCGAAGACUCCCACGUCAAGGACUCGACUCUUGCGACUGGCCCUCGCAGCAGGUCGUCCGACAACAAGUACCCCGAUUUGAGUAUACUAAAAACUGCUAUCCAUUCUGGGUCGCCUCAUCUCUUUAUGCUCCAUAUCAAGUCUGGAAUGGAUAACAACGGAGCUCAAGAACUCGGCACACUGCACGAUCCCACAAUAGAAUCGGACUGGACUGGUGUCGCUGUUGGAUCUGGCAAUGAGCAACCCAUCUCACCUCUCGUAACCUCGCGCCCAUCAAUGGUGCGCCCACCUACUAUUCCUACACACUCACGCCCCAAUACUACAACUGAAUACGUGCUGGCCAGACCUCAGAUACUACCCCCUUCGACGCCUGAGCACGCCACUCCAACAGUACCGAUAUCUCCAAGGCGCGAUUGUGAGAAGUGGACACCUCCACUCCCACAACUACCACGGGAACGACGCUCGCAGGACGUUCAGCAACAGCAGCAAACUCUUCGACAACCACAUUCAGGGGCUCCCAUCCCAAGGCUUUUGAAGCAGCGUUCGUUCAACUUUCUCAACAACGGUCCAGCCUCCACGGAUGGCUCCUUCAGACCAGCAGCAGCAGAGGCCUGUGCAGAUAACAACCCAACCCAAGCUGGUUCCUCCUCCGACGGUCCACGGCCUGUGGGACCACCUGAUCCAAUUCCUCCACACUACCAACAUCUUCAGAACCGACAUAGCCGGAGACCGAGUUCCUUCUGCAGACGCUCUCAAGGAGUAGAGCCCGAGAGAUUCACAGCCGGUUGGAUCGUCACGGAGAGCGCACCCGGCUCGCCUUCUGAUCAACCUACUCCAAGGACGUCAAUCAGCGAUGAUAACUCAUCUUCUGCGAACCAGGGACGACCUUCAACGCCCGGCCGACAUGCGUCCAUGGGCCCUCAUCCUGCUUCGAGAUGGGGUCGUUUGCUGACGUCGAUCCUCCCCUUGGGCUCUGGCAGCGAUAGCGGUGAUCGAGAUGGAGCCGGAGACCCCUAUCUCCACCAGCAGCGGUUGUUAUUGGCGACAUCGAGCCAGAGCCCUCAGGCGACGCCGUACCAGCAGCAGCUGUUCUUCUAUGCGGACGAGGUCUUUGAGGAGCUAGGAUGGACGGAUUCAUCGGACAACGGCUUCUCGCAAGAUGAUGAGUUCGUGGCACGGAGACGGUAUUCAUCCGAGGGGAGCAGUGACCGAGAGGACGCACCUUCGUUCUUUAAUCCGAGCGCAAUGGUGGCGGAUGAGAGCCUUCAGGGCGAGCUUGCGCAUGAGGACCGGAGGGAUAGUAUCGAGUACAUGGAUGCGCAAGAGUCAAUGUUUGUGCCAUCACAACAGCAGCAGCAGCAGCAGCAGCAGCAGUCGAGAGAUGGUUUCGUGGUGCCGAGGACACUUUCGGUGGACGGCAAGAUCCCGGUCUCGUGUCUGGCGCUGUCGUCGCCACCGUCAUACUGGGAGGCGACGAUCAAGUAUCAGGGCUGGCCCAAGAUCGAGCCUAGGCCCGAGAACGGGCAGGAGUUCUUGCCGCGGUAUACGUGCUCAGUCUUCAGGGAGGGAUGCGUGAACCGCAAGACGGAGCUCAUUGGGAACUGGCGACCUUAUCGUCGUCCUUGGAAGUAA
Molecule: messenger RNA, 2016 nt
Organism: Gamsiella multidivaricata
Lineage: Eukaryota; Fungi; Mortierellomycota; Mortierellomycetes; Mortierellales; Mortierellaceae
Exons: 1
Coding region: 1-2016 (671 amino acids)
Source: RefSeq, a predicted model, not a curated record